AUGGCUUGUCUCAAGUUUCCCGAUGUCACCGUCAUUCGUGAUGGAGACUUUCUGGAGAAUGUCAACAUAAAGUUUGUGCGUGUCCUUGCCCAGAAGAAGAAUUUUCAAGUUCUGGAAGCUUCCAUGAAGAACGACGACUCCAUUAGUAAGGCAAUCAAGAAGAUCCCUUACCUGGACAGUAAAGGACGACAUCGAGAUUUAAAGGACAGCACCGAGGAGUUGACCAUCAUGCACAACGUUCAGCACCCGCACCUCAUGAAGAUGGACUGGGUGGUCACGUGUGACAGCUUCCUGGCUAUCUGUAUGCCUCUGUGUUCUCAGGGAUCUUUGGAUGGAUUGCGUCACUCUCUCCAACGGGACCAAGUGGAACGGGUUUUCGUGCAAACCGCCUGUGCCCUGAGAUAUCUCCACGUCCAGCGCUGUGUACACGGGGACGUGAAGCCAGCCAACAUCUUCCUAGACGUCUCCGACAAUGCCAACCUCGGGGACUUUGGUUGUUCUCGGAUCUUACCUGAUGGAAAAAACACAAUGGACGCAUACGCACUGGGAGCCACACUGUGGUCACUGGUUUUCCGACUCGAACCAGCAGACCUGGAUCUACUGGACUCCGUGAGGAAUGCUUCUCUGCCAGAAAUGUACAGAAAAGUUCUGCAUGGACAUUUGCGCAGAGAUCCUCAGAAGCGACUGUCUGUUUCCGGCCUCUUGGAGUUCUUGUCUACUCGCGAGAAGCUCAGGGGAAUUAUGGAGAGUUUGUGA
This is a messenger RNA of Aplysia californica (California sea hare), 756 nucleotides long. Its product is annotated as serine/threonine-protein kinase ppk34-like. The record is from RefSeq and is a predicted model, not a curated record. NCBI's taxonomy places the organism in Eukaryota, Metazoa, Mollusca, Gastropoda, Aplysiida, Aplysiidae. Gene Ontology annotation, molecular function: protein serine/threonine kinase activity; ATP binding. Gene Ontology annotation, cellular component: cytoplasm. Gene Ontology annotation, biological process: protein phosphorylation. The transcript is spliced from 3 exons. The coding region runs from base 1 to 756 and encodes 251 amino acids.